Molecule: messenger RNA, 2425 nt
Organism: Eleginops maclovinus (Patagonian blennie)
Lineage: Eukaryota; Metazoa; Chordata; Actinopteri; Perciformes; Eleginopidae
Product: P2X purinoceptor 5-like
Exons: 12
Coding region: 417-1550 (377 amino acids)
Biological process (GO): response to ATP; calcium ion transmembrane transport
Cellular component (GO): nuclear inner membrane; plasma membrane
Molecular function (GO): extracellularly ATP-gated monoatomic cation channel activity; ATP binding; purinergic nucleotide receptor activity
Source: RefSeq, a predicted model, not a curated record
GAAAGCGAAACAACCGGUAAGAAAAGUGUAUAAAUGGAAGCUUAAACAUUGAGAAAAAACAGUUACGUCAGUACGUUUGCUAUACUUUGUUGAAUCUUCAGUAAACUCUAUUCUAUUGGAUCUCUUUUGAAAGUUUUUGAAAGUUAAGUAAGCGUUAACAUAGUGUUGUGAGGAUCUCUAAGAAAUCGAGGUUGCUCCACCAGAUAAUUGGCGAGCCAGCCAGGAGUGGCCGUGAGGCCCCGAGACAUGGACGAGGCCACUCCAGCUCUGAGGAAAGGGGGCCCUAGUUUUUAAGAAACUCCCUGCCGGAUAAUGUGCCUGUUGAUGCUGACUUGACGCUGGCGUUGAGCGGUGUAAACGCACCACUGCAUGUUUAUCCUCUGACGUCCAACUCUCCGCAGAGUUACAGCAGCAGGAUGGCCGGGAGCUUCUUCAAAGGACGCCUCCUCUCCUUAUUCGACUACAAAACGGAAAAAUACAUUAUUGCCAAAAAUAAGAAAGUUGGAGUUCUGUACAGACUUUUUCAGUUAUCUAUCAUCGGCUACCUUAUCGGGUGGGUUUUUGUAAGCAAGAAAAGCUACCAGGAGACAGACACUGCCGUCCAGAGCUCUGUAACAACAAAACUAAAAGGAGUUUCGGUGACUAACACCUCCGAGUCUGGUCGGCUGGUGUGGGGACCAGAGGACUACGUCAUCCCCCCACAGGGUGAAGCUGUUCUGUUUGUUGUUACCAAUUUCUUAGAGACGCCAAACCAGAAGCUGGGUUACUGCGCCGAGAGCCCAAAAGUGCUGGAUGGUCACUGCCGAGAUGACGAGGACUGUGAAGAGGAGAAGAUGGUAAUAGCUGGUAACGGAAUUAAGAGCGGACGAUGCUUAAGAAAAGAUGAAAACUCCACUGGUACCUGUGAGAUAUACGGCUGGUGUCCCAUUGAAGGAAAAUUCAAACCGCGAAAACCUCUGUUGUUAAACGCUGAAAACUUCACCAUCUACAUCAAGAAUUUCAUCCUAUUUCCCAAAUUCCAAUUCUCAAAGUCCAACGUCCUCAAAACGAGUGAUGACUCCUUUUUGAGAAAAUGUCGAUUUGACGAGAAGCUCCACCCAUAUUGCCCCAUCUUUCGUCUGGGGGACAUCACCAGACGAGCUGGAUACAACUUCCAGGACAUGGCCACAUUUGGUGGCUCCAUCAGCAUUAUGAUAGAGUGGGACUGUGAUCUUGACAAAGGCUACUCUAACUGUAAUCCACAGUACCAUUUCACACGUCUGGACAUCUCCAACAACUCCAUCUCAUCAGGAUUUAACUUCAGACACACUCGUUAUUUCAGAAAUGCAGCUGGUGAGAGCUAUCGAUCUCUAUUCAAAGUCUACGGUGUCAGGUUUAACAUUAUGGUCCACGGAAAGGCUGGGAUGUUCAGCAUUAUCCCAACAAUCAUCAACGUGGGUUCAGGACUGGCUUUAAUGGGAGCUGGAACUUUCUUCUGUGACAUGGUCCUCCUCUACCUGAUGAAGAAAAGCAACUCUUAUCGAGAAAGGAAAUUUGAAGGACCGAAGUAGGAAAAAGCAACACAUUGGUUUAGAUCUAUGAGGCGUCACAGUGCGUAUUAUACUAUAGUAUUAACGGUGAUAAGAGCCUUCAUUGGUGCAAAGAAACUGAAGCGUUUGUUGGUCUAUUCAGGUGUAUAAUUGUAGUUAAAUGAAAUGUGGAUAAUAUCUGGUUAAACAUGUAUAUAUCUUUUUUUAAAUGCCUUAAAAUUACGCAUUGUGAAACAUGGCUUAUUUCAAAAAGUUCAUUGUAAUUGGUGUUGUUAAUAAUGUGGAUAAUAUGUAGUUUAACAGGUAUGUGAACGUGUUUAAAGAAAGAAAUUGACCGCUAAGGACAGAAAUGGUGCCACAGUACUGGACAAAUGUGAGAUUUUUAGUAAUAUGCCAUUGUUGGUUAUAGUGUAUAACAAUACAUAGAAAGGUUGUCAUGUCAAAAUGACAUACAGCAGUUUAAUGUGUACUGGUGUGAACUCGUACACUAUGAGCCUUGUUCAAGUUGUUAGUUAUCAGAUGCUACUUUAAUUUUCCUUUUCUUCAAAAGAAAAUUGCAAAACCUAAAUAAAACCACAACUCUAUAACAGGUCUGAGUCUAGACUGAAGUUAUUCAAGACAUACAAGUGAGAGGAAAAACUGAAAUAAAGAGGACAUGCAAACUUCUCCGGGAAAAGUAUUCACUGAGAUGAAGCUCACUUUUUUAACAGAUGUUGUUUACUGCUUGAUUUUUCAUAGAUCAAUAAUUCAUGUGAAUGAAAAAUACCUCAUAAAUGGUGUGCCAGUUUUCCUCCAACCUGUUUUUCUCUCUGAGUGGUACAUCAGUGACGUAGGUAAACUAAACGUGUUGAUAGAUACAGACUGCUAAGUUGAUGUAAAUAGAAGUUUUAAUAAAA